This is a messenger RNA of Prunus armeniaca (apricot), 405 nucleotides long. NCBI's taxonomy places the organism in Eukaryota, Viridiplantae, Streptophyta, Magnoliopsida, Rosales, Rosaceae. The record is from the annotation of a GenBank genome assembly.
AUGGCUGAGUGGUAUCUAAACUUUGGUGCAGGUUCAGUGAAGUGGGGACCCAUUUUCAAGGAGAAGGACGAGGUUGAGAGGGGAGGCACAAAGGUGGUUGUGGAUAUUGAUGAGGCCGAGAAGCAGAGGCGAUUGAGGGAGUUUCGAGUGAAGAAGGCAGAGAAGGAGGGUGCCACUCGGGCGACUGGGAAGCACCCUAGAGAUGACAAUGAGGGGUUGGUUUCCGAUGUGAUGGGUGCCGCCGAAGCUCCCCUUGUUGGUCCGUCGCAAAUCUCGUGGCCUGGUGCUCCGGGCCGAGGGGAUGUGCAUCAACACGUGACGUCCUCCUUUUGGAUGCGGUGCGGUUGUGCGCGGGCGUGCCAGCACAGUCUACCGUGCGUCGAAGUGAUGGUGAGGUUCGGGUAG